CUAAUUAAAAGUGGAUGGGUAUGGUAAAAAAAUCAAUCAAUUUAAUUGAGGUAAACUGCAUAAAUAAUAGUUAAAGCUAAAAAAAGAGGAUCUGUUCAUUGUUAUCAAGUGACAUCUAUGUACCUCGGUGGGGGGAAAUUUCAUCCAGCAUCAGCUGUCGACAUAUUAAACAACGAUAUCGUUAAACGUUGAAGCACAGCAAGAUUUGAAAUUGUUCAGAGUUCAAUUUAAAUAUAUGGUGUUAUGAUUAUUACGAAUUAAUAUGCACAUUAGAUAAAAAUAUUAUAAAUUAGUUUAUGUCAUAUAGAAAUGUUAUUUUCUUAAUGCCUAUGAACAUUUUAAUUGAAAAUUGUGGAUUUUUGAAUGUUGUUUGAAGUAGCAACAAAGGCGCGUACGCGAACUGUCAGAUGUGAAUGAAUGAAUGAUUUAUGUGGUGAGAGUGAGCAAGAUACAGAGAGACGUUGUACGUCGAUACUGCAGCAGAGAGAGAUUCAGGGAAUGUAGUUCGUUUAAAAAGUAAAGAAGCGAACAGAACAUUUGGGGGUCUUGUUGACUCCAUCAUUCGAUAAAAAAUUGUGGAGCAUUGAACAACGUUUUUUAAUUUUUCAAAGUUUUCUAAGACACGGAAUUUUUGAUCACAAAGGGAUGCAAACACGUUUCGAAAAGAGCAAUUGAGUAGGAAGUGCUUAAUGGUUUUGGAAAACACCAAAGCAACGGCACCAGCACCACAGUACAGAGACAAUUUAUUUUUAAAUAAAAACUGAUAACACACGAACAAAUACGAAGUCGUCGACAAUAAAUUAGCAAUCAUGUCCGCGGCUCCACUUGUGGCCAAUAAUGGUUCCAGCAGCAAUGCGGCGUCGUCCACGAUGGGAGUACCUUCAAGGGACAUGACUGGUUCGAGUCUAUUCCAAUAUUAUAUGGAAAGUUUUUUUAAAAUUCCAAGAGAGAUUAAGAAUGAUAUAAUCUAUUGUCAACGAGCACUGAAGGCUCACAUCAAGGUUCAUCAGAUGGUCUUGGAAGUAUUUCAGCAACAGCCCGAUGCAGAUCCUCAACAAAAGAAACGAAUCAUAGAUGAACUGGAAUCGGAAAUUUAUGAAAUUAAUGCAGAACAAAACUUUCUUUUAAUGCGACUUCGACGUGUCAUUGAUGAGUUCUAUAAAAUGCUUAAAAAGAAUGGCAUACCAACUGAUGUCAAUGCGACCAAUGCAAUUGUCUCUAAGGAGAUUGUGCCAUACAUCAGCGAUGGAAAAUUGGACAUCACACCUUUCAAUGUUAUGUUUCGAAAUACGGAAGAGAAACUUAUCGAAAAGUAUUUUGAAGUUCAGAAAGAUGGCCAAGAGGAAAAGCCAGUAACCCCUCCACCACCACCUGCUCCAAAGACUGAACCCCGAUGCAUGGAAGUUAUCAAUUUGGAUGAUGAUGGAAAUGUUAUUGAACAAAAGAUAAGCAAACCUCUAAGCAGACAAAGGGCUCAUAAAAGGGAUCAUCCAAGUGCGAGUGAAAGCGGCGAAAGUCUAUUAAAAAGUGUAAACAUGGGCUACAGCGGAAAUUUGCCACAAAAGUCGCUUCUAAAACCAAUGAAUCAAAGGGUAGCCAACGAAACAGUGCCACAGGCCGAGGUGAAAUUGAAAACAAAUAAGAAUUCUAUAUUGGAUGAUGUCUACUACAAUCAGCGGAGUAAAGAUGAAAAAGAAGAGAAACCAGUGGAAUUGCCAGUUUCCACUAAUGUUAGAAUGAGCCGCCUAAACCUUAGACAAGCACUUAAAAGGGCACAGGCUGCUGUAAGAGGGCCAACAGCAGCAACAGCCACGAUUACAGCAUUCGCUCCGCCGCCGCCACCGCCACCUCCGGUUCAUACACAGACCACAGUGGUGGCAUCAAGUAAUCAAAAACCAGCUAUGCCCAAAGGAAGGCCUUCAAAGGCAACUUUAGCUGCAGCUGCGGCUGCUGCUGCAGCCGUAGCUUCUAGCACUCGUAAAUCGCCAGAUAUUUCGUCUUCGUCCGAGGAAGGUACCCCUGAGAGGGGUCCAACGCCACCUCAUGCGUAUUGGCCGGAUGAAUUGGAGGAGACUCGAACUAACGCAGAUGAAUAUGGCCAGGAAAUGUUUUUGCAAAUCUUUGAUUUGUUCACGCCAGAAGUCCAGGCUCAGAUGCAACAGAGACGUUCAAAACGCCGACGCCGUUGUGUCCAGAAUAAUAAUUACCACUAUGGGUCACAGGCUGGAGCCACUGGGUCUAAUGAACCUGAACCGAAGAAGAAACGCAAGGCUUUCCUUUUGUCCCCUCAAGUAAAGAAAGCUCUUCCCAGCAAGCGCAACAAAAGACGUAGUGCUGACAAUGCUUCGGACAUUAAUUCUGUGCCACCAUCUCGAUCGGCUUCAAGUUCUCCUCAAGAUGACAAGCGUACAUGCAAUGAGUGCUUCAAAGGGGGUUACAACCUAGAACAAUGCGAUCAAUGUAAAUCCAAUUACCAUCCUCAGUGCCAUCGCGAGGAGGACGAAGUCAAUAAUGCCACCUCUCGGGAUCCUAAAGAAUUUUUAAAAGAACGGAAGCUAUGUCCAGUUUGUAAAAAAAACAAUGCGAAAUUAAUCAAAAAAGAGGUUUUGAUCAAUAAAAAUCUACAAAAUACCGCACAAGACUUGGAAUUAAAAAUGGCAGAAGAAAAGACUCGUCGGGAGGUUUUACAGAAAACGGGAAAAAUGUACAAGAUACAGAUGAAUAAUCUUUUUAAAAUUGUAAACUCCUUGAAAUCGGAAAAUAUUGGCACAAGCAUACAAGCCUCAUCAUUCACCACCUCCAGCAAAGUUUCUUCAUCCACCACUACUGGAAAUGAUCAUGUUAUAGAAUUGGAUUAGAGCAAUGAUUGAAAACUCCACCCUAUUUGGAUAGGAGUGGAGUUUUUGGUUUUUCACAACUUUCCACUUAACUAUUUUUAUCCCUUCUUCACCCUUUCUCUCCUCUUUUCUAAUAAGUGUUGCUGUUACUUUUUGCCAUGAAUGAAAAAUUGCGUUCUUGUUGUUUUUUCUUUGAUUUUUAAAAAGCAACUACUUUUUUUGCAGUAGAUGUGUAUUACCAAUUACCUAACACCAAAUCAUGUUAGUAGCGAUUGCAUUUAAUUUUAAUUUGUUAUACUUAAGUUUUCCCUUCGAUAAUUAACAAAAUGUUC
Stomoxys calcitrans (stable fly) is the source of this 3169-nucleotide messenger RNA. It is a transcript of the gene Lint-1, whose product is annotated as immunoglobulin A1 protease autotransporter. The record is from RefSeq and is a predicted model, not a curated record. The transcript is spliced from 5 exons. The coding region runs from base 810 to 2858 and encodes 682 amino acids. Lineage: Eukaryota; Metazoa; Arthropoda; Insecta; Diptera; Muscidae.